Molecule: messenger RNA, 711 nt
Organism: Striga asiatica
Lineage: Eukaryota; Viridiplantae; Streptophyta; Magnoliopsida; Lamiales; Orobanchaceae
Source: the annotation of a GenBank genome assembly
AUGGUUGCAGCCAAGAAGCAAACCCUUAAGAAUGUCACAGACUACAUUGCUGAUGUCAUGUGCAAACGUGCUGAUGUCGGUUACAACUAUGGUGUCAUACUUAUACCGGAAGGACUCAUUGAUUUUAUUCCUGAGGUUCAGCAGCUAAUUGCAGAACUAAACGAGAUUUUGGCUCAUGAAGUUGUGGAUGAGGCUGGGGUCUGGAAAAAGAAGCUUAGCCCCCAGUGUCUGGAGCUUUUUGAUUUUCUACCACCAGCAAUCCAGGAACAAUUAAUGCUCGAGAGAGAUCCUCACGGGAAUGUUGCGAAAAUUGAAACCGAGAAAAUGCUUAUUCAAAUGGUUGAAACUGAGUUGGAGGCAAGGAAGCAGAUGUCCGCUUACAAAGGUCAAUUCAAGGGACAGUCUCACUUUUUUGGAUAUGAGGGGAGAUGUGGUUUACCUUCUAACUUUGAUGCCACUUACUGCUAUGCUUUGGGUUACGCGGCUGGUGCACUGCUUCAGAGUGGCAAAACAGGAUUAAUUUCCUCGAUUUACUGGAUAUGGUUGUCUUUUCCUCCUUCGCUCCAUGAUUUGAUAAGUGAAGCUUUCACUUACUUUGAAUUUGGAGUUUUCGUGUGGGUCGGUUUUUAUUUGUCUUUAAAAAUCUCAGUAGAAGUAUUGGAGUUGUUUCCAGAUGAUGAAACCCUUUCAAAUGUGAUAGAUUUCCUCUGA